AUGGGGAUCACAAUAACGAUCAUGUUCAGUUUUUCUUUGACUACCAAACUGACAGGUGCCAGGAUGAAAUUAUUACUGAUUAUAGCAUCCUUCAUAGUCAUUACCUCAGCUAUUCAAGUGGAUAAAAAGGAUCAAAAUGACUCUAAACUCUUAAAAAAACACGGUAAACGUGAUGCGUUAAAUUUGAGCUACGGAGCGCCGCAGCAAGAUUAUCAUCACUAUCACCAGCAAGUUCAUGAACAUCAAGAACCAGCACCAAUACACGAGCAUCAAUCACUUGACCAUCAUUUUCACGGUCAUCAAGAUCAUCAAGAUCAUAUACUGUUACCACAGCCUCAUCCCGUGCAUCCAAUUGCAGCGUUUCCUCAACCAGUUCCAGUGCCAGUGCAGCCGGUAGCGAUUCCUCAGCCGGCUCCACAUCCGAUCGCCGUACCUGCACCAGUUCCUGUUGUUCAGACGGUAACGAAACACGUGGGUAUUCCAUACCCGGUGCACGUGGAUCGUCCAGUGCCCGUGCCAGUGCCUGUUGCGGUUCAUGUACCAAAACCCUAUCCUGUUCACGUCGAAAAAAUAGUACACGUAGAUCGGCCGAUUCAUGUACCGGUUGAAAAAUAUGUCCAUGUACCCGUUCAUGUUGAUCGUCCAGUACCUGUUCCAGUACCUCGGCCGUACCCAGUGCCUGUUGAAAAGUUAGUUCCUGUCAAUAAACCGUACCCAGUACAUGUGGCAGUACCUGUUCAUGUACCGAAACCUUACCCAGUACCUGUUGCUGUUCAAUACAAGUAUCACGGUCACAAUCAUGGAUGGUAG
Cotesia congregata is the source of this 810-nucleotide messenger RNA. The record is from the annotation of a GenBank genome assembly. NCBI's taxonomy places the organism in Eukaryota, Metazoa, Arthropoda, Insecta, Hymenoptera, Braconidae.